Molecule: messenger RNA, 159 nt
Organism: Dovyalis caffra
Lineage: Eukaryota; Viridiplantae; Streptophyta; Magnoliopsida; Malpighiales; Salicaceae
Source: the annotation of a GenBank genome assembly
AUGGCUUAUCAACAUAUAGGAAUUGAAGAAUUGACUACGAAACACAAUAAGAAUGGGGUAACUAAUCUAUCAUAUGGCGAUAACACUCAUUCUCUUAUGGAGGCUUAUCACCAUAUGGGAAUUGAAGAAUUGACUACGAAACACAAUGAGAAGGGGUAA